AUGCAGAGGGUUAGGGUUUCAUCCGAAAGAGCAGCUGUACACAAGCUUGGCGAUUCUCAGAUGACACUAUCUCCCAAAUUCAGAGUAGCUGCAUCGGUUCAAUCACCAUUAUUCGAUCCAUCAUCGGAACAAGAACUCUCUCUUAACGGAGAACCGUUAAUUCCCGGUUUACCAGACGAUGUUGCUCUCAGCUGCCUCUUACGGGUUCCUGUCGAAAGCCACGUCUCGAGUAGAUCGGUCUGCAAGAGAUGGCACUUGUUGUUCUGUGCUAAAGAAACCUUCUUCGCCAGACGCAAGGAGCUCGAGUGUAUGUGGUUGGUAGGAAUCUUCAUCUUGCGGUUGGGAGUAUUUGGAGGUCGGAGGGAGAGAGAGAGAGAGAGAGAGAGAGAGAUGAAUCUGUUUGGUUUGGAAUCCAUUUUUCAAAGUAGGCCUCAUUUUAAGAUUGAUGUGAAAUUUGAUAUGAGAACAAUUAUUUUGUCUCCACUUUAA
Molecule: messenger RNA, 489 nt
Organism: Eruca vesicaria subsp. sativa (arugula)
Lineage: Eukaryota; Viridiplantae; Streptophyta; Magnoliopsida; Brassicales; Brassicaceae
Source: the annotation of a GenBank genome assembly